This is a messenger RNA of Phytophthora sojae, 1222 nucleotides long. RefSeq lists its product as hypothetical. The record is from RefSeq and is a predicted model, not a curated record. NCBI's taxonomy places the organism in Eukaryota, Oomycota, Peronosporomycetes, Peronosporales, Peronosporaceae. The transcript is spliced from 2 exons. The coding region runs from base 335 to 1222 and encodes 295 amino acids.
AAAAAGAUGACGUCUCUGAAGUUCCUGCGGAUUUCAACGACCAAGAAGGAGAAGAUGAAACAAAAGAAGCCAAGGCACACCACAGAAACGACGAAAACCGAGCCCGCGCGACGCCGCGUGCGGAACGCCGCUGCGCUUUGACUUUGUGGACUCACUUGACCCGAAUAUUAUUGGAGACACCAAGGAGACCGCUCUUGAGACCGAUGGCGAGGGGGGCGAGGAUUCCGCUGGUGAUAUCGGCGACGGCGUUGCUGACACCGACAGCGAUGAAGACGACGAUGCUUUGGCGCGCGAGGACUAUCUUCGUCAGGAGCUGAGCCGAGUAACGGGGCUAAUGGAUGCAGCAGAGCUGGAACGGUUGCACUUGCGUGUUCAAGGGUCGUCGGAGGUUUACGAUGACGACCAGCUCAACCAAAUGAAAAUAGACGGAUGGGACGUGCUGCCUGAGAAUGGGGAGGCUCCGGUCGUAGAUGAUCCUGACGUGGACAAUAUGUACUCUGGAUAUUGUGGGCCAUCUCAAGACAUCCUGACAGUUUCUAAAUCGCCGCUGGGCCUCUUCUAUUACUUUUUGCCGAAGGCUUUCUGGUGUGACGUCGCUAGCCAGACCCACCUGUAUUGCAAGCAAACGCUGGAAGCCAGACUCGACAAGGCGGAAGCGAAGGAACGCAAGGUUACACAUCGUGCACAGCGCAGUAGAGAUACAUUGCGGCGAAACCUUGAAAAAAUUGAGAAGAUUGCCCCCCACGAAAUUGUUCAAUGGAUUGGCUUGAUGAUUGCACAUGCAUUGAGUCCCUGCAAGCGAAUGGAAGAUCACUGGAGCACCAAAGCCACGGGUGUACUUCCGAUGGGAACAUUCAGCAAAGUGAUGCGGCGCGACAGGUUCCGUGAUAUCUCGCGGUUUCUACAUUUCACCGAUAACAAGAGCCCUGCAGCUGCUACCGAUCGAGCUUGGAAAAUACGAUCAGUGCUCUUUACGCUGGAGAAGACGUUCAAGGAAGGCUACGUUCUUGGGUCGCGUGUUGCCAUCGAUGAAGGGAUUCUUCCUUCCCACAACAAGCGAAAUCCGACAAGGGCUUUCAUUAAGGAUAAGCCUCAUCGCUGGGGCUCGAAGUGUGUGAUGACUUGCUGCGCUGAGACCAGGUAUUGCAAGAGGUACGUGUGUGUUGACAUGGUCGGUUUUAUAUUUGGAUUUUAUGCUGACGAAGUCUGUAUACGAUGCUGA